AUGAUACAGCAUUGGGAUUCUGCAGAAGUGUUUGCUUUAGUUUAUGCUGCUGUUCAAAUAUUUUAUAGACAUAAGUUUUUUCUACAACAAGUAUCUUAUGAUGAACAAAAAUCAAUUAAAUAUAAAACUCCUUUAAUGCACGUGGGUUUGUGUUUUAAAGAACCAUAUCUUAAAAUAUUAGGGGCAUCUACUGUUGCAACUAAAAAAUAUUUUAAAUCUUUUUCAACACUAAAGAAGAUAAUAAUAAAGCCUAAUGUUUUUUCUUCAUCAUCUUACACAAUGCAUAAAAUCAUGAAAGCUUCAGGUAAUAAAAACAACGAGAUAUCUAUAAAAGAUCAUUACCAUAUACAAUGUGUAAACAAUUCAAAGCACACAGUUGAAAUAGCUCAUAUACCAUACUAUAUACAUAGACAGAAAAAUGGAAAGAAAGUAAAGCGUGAAUUUCAUACGAUUAAGUAUAUAGCAUUGCAUCUUAGAAAGAUAUUUUCUAUAGGAUAUAAUCAGAUCGGCCAAAAUAUAGGAAAAAUAUACCCGUUUAAAUACAGUAGAGAGGAUAAAACCUGGUCGUUAAUAACCGAUAAAUCCGAUUUAAACAAAACAGUACAGGCAAUAGAAAAUGAAAACUGUAAUGUGGUGUUCUAUUACAUAAAAGAAAAUAUCUAUGAAACCGAGUUCUGUUUUGCACAAUUUGUGUACCCACCUGAAAUAAAAGACAUAGUUAACGAUGAAAAUAUUGACAAGCCAAGAAUCCCAUUAUUUCUCUCGAAAUUUAUGGUUUCUGGAAGUGUGCUUGGGCCAUAUGACGAGUCUGUUAUAUCAUAUAAAGUAUAUUCUAUGCAAAACUAUAAAUGCAUGAAGCCUAUUAAUUAUUUGCACGACUAUACAGAGGAAGGGUACAAUGACAUUAUGAAAUCUUCUUUAGGCACAAUAGAGAACACGACAACCUUAUCAGUGAAAGAACUUCAUAUGAGAAAGAACUCUUUAAAUUAUGCUAUUAAGUAUUAUUAUAGUGACUUCUUUAUAAGAAAAUCAACAGAUCCAUAUGAAGAUAUUCACUGCUAUGACAUGAAUAUUAUGCAGAAAGAGAGUAAGUCAAACGGCACUGUAAAUAUAUCUUGGAAUACACAAGAGAGACACAGUGCUUAUGAGUACACAUCAUACGCUUUUGAUAGUACUGUAAAAGACGAACGACUUCAUAUGCAGGCAGCCAACCAGCCGGCCAUCACUUCAUUUAUUAAUAUGCUUCAGAGAAAAAACCCAUCCAUAAACACUGCGCUAUAUGGAUACUGCAUCUAUAAAAAUAGCGCGGAUAUUGACUAUAAAGCAAGUGCAGUGUUCUGUCUGACUAUGCGAGAUCUUUUAGAGAGAAUGAAUACGCAUUUAUUGGAUUUAAACAGAAAAUAUGAAAAAAUCGAUCCUGUAACAGGUGUAAAUCUUUUUAGCACCACGCAUGGCCCAAAGUUCAAUUUAAAGGACAUUUCUAAUGCUAUUCAAGACAGUAACCUUGAAGAAAUUAAACAAUGCUCAAAGGGGGUUAUGUUUAUAAGAGACAAUAACUAUAACAGCUGCAAAUAUGGAUUUCAUUAUGAUAUUUUAAAUGUUUUAUCAGAUGAUCAUUUUGAAGAUACCCACUUUAACUCAAACAGUAAUAAGCCCACAUCUAUUAGCACUUCUAUUUAA
Messenger RNA from Nematocida parisii ERTm1, 1680 nucleotides. RefSeq lists its product as uncharacterized. Bases 1 to 1680 code for a protein of 559 amino acids. The transcript has a single exon. NCBI's taxonomy places the organism in Eukaryota, Fungi, Microsporidia. The record is from RefSeq and is a predicted model, not a curated record.